AUGUCUGCAACUAUGGAACAAUGCUGUAACAAUGUAGCAUUUCCAGCAGCCGCAAAAGCUAAAGAGCCCGACUCAAACCGCACGCCGACUCCAGUCUGGUUGAAUAGGGACAAAGUGUCAGAGUACGUUGCCGACAAUGUCAGGGAAGAUCCGGUUCCUUUUCCCGUCGCUAUUGUGGGGAUGGGGAUGAGGCUCCCUGGCGGAGUAAGUAGCGGGAGAGAGUUAUGGGAUUUCCUUGUCAACAAGCGUGAUGGACUAUGUAGAGUACCUGAGACGCGGUACAACGUUGACGCAUUUUAUGACGAGUCCCGGGAAGGCGCCGUCCGAACAAAACAUGGCUACUUCUUAGAGGACGAUAUUGCCCAACUAGAUGUCGGAUUCUUCGGUAUAAAUAAGCUCGAAGCAGAGAAGCUUGAUCCCCAACAGCGACUCCUAUUGGAGGUAGUCUGGGAAUGCAUGGAAAAUGCUGGGCAGACAAACUGGCAGGGUACAAAUAUUGGCUGCUUCGUUGGCGUCUUCGGGGAGGACUGGUUAGAUCUUCUGAGCAAGGACACGCAGCAGAAUGACAGAUAUCGGGUCAUUGGUGCUGGCGACUUUGCCCUGUCAAACCGGGUCUCAUAUGAAUACGAUCUAAGAGGACCGAGUGUCACCGUCCGAACCGGUUGCUCGUCAUCCAUGGUUGGUUUGCACGAGGCGUGUCAGGCGAUAUACACAGGGGAGUGCUCUUCAGCAAUUGUGGCGGGGACAAACCUGAUCAUGAGCCCGACCAUGACGGCCACGAUGUCGGAGAAUUUGGUUAUCUCCUCCAGCGGACUUUGUAGGACAUUUGACGCUGCAGCCGAUGGUUAUGGGAGAGGCGAAGCGAUCAAUGCAUUGUUUGUUAAGCCGUUGGACGAUGCACUAAGAGACAGGGAUCCAAUACGGGCAAUUAUCCGGUCAACAACUGUCAACUGCGAUGGCAAAACUCCAAGUAUUACUACACCUGGCUCCGAAGCGCAAGAGCGGUUGAUUAGACGAGCGUAUAAAAAAGCUCGAAUCGAAGGUGACGAGGUGCUGAAAACGGCCUUCUUUGAAUGUCAUGGAACCGGUACGAUAGCUGGAGAUACGGCAGAAACGACGGGUGUGGCAAACGUCUUCGGUGAGAAGGGAAUAUAUAUUGGCGCAGUUAAGGCCAAUGUCGGUCAUUCGGAAGGCGCAUCUGGAAUCACGAGUAUUAUCAAGUGUGUUUUGGCUCUGGAGAACAACACCAUUCCUCCCAACGUGCACUUCCAAACUCCAAGCCCGAAGAUCCCGUUUGAGAGCGCAAAGCUACAGGUCCCCGUAGAGCCCACACCGUGGCCGGUUGAUAGGGAAAAAAGAAUUAGUGUCAACUCUUUUGGUAUUGGGGGAACUAAUGCUCAUGUUAUAUUAGAAUCCGCAUCUUCCGUACUGAGGAACACGAGUAAAGAACCACGGCCACCAACAUCUGAGCCGGAUUACCAUCUUUUGGUUCUCUCGGCAAAGGAUAAGCACUCGUUAGAUGGGCAAAUACAAAGAAUCACUACCUAUAUCAAAGAUACCGCACCAUCAUUGUAUGAUUUAGCUUUCACCCUUGCGCGAAGACGAGAUCAUCUGCCUUAUAGAGCGUUUGCGGUCACUGAUAAAGAUGGAUCUCCCCCAACAUUUGAGAAAGCACAAGCGGCGGCACCAUGUACGGUAUUUGUUUUCAACGGCCAAGGAUCCCAAUGGCCGACCAUGGGAAAGGAGCUUAUGCUUAAAUUCCCCAAAUUUCGCGAUGACAUACACCAGAUGGAUAGGAUCUUGACAGAUCUCAAAGAAGGGCCUACAUGGAGCAUUGAAGAGGAGCUUUCUAAACCUGAGGGGAGCAGUCGUGUCGGAAGUGUUGAAUUUGCUCAACCCCUCUGCACAGCGAUCCAGGUUGCUCUCGUCAACCUGUUACGAGACUGGGGUGUCAUCCCAUCGGCGGUGGUAGGCCAUUCGAGUGGCGAGAUAGCGGCAGCAUAUGCCUCUGGGGCUAUCUCCGCUCGCCUAGCAAUUCUCCUGUCCUAUUUCCGCGGUCAAGCAAUCAAGCCAUUGUCUGCCAGUCGUAGCGGUGCAAUGGCUGCUGUUGGUCUUAGCCCGGAGACUGCCCGGGCAUACUUGCAAGAAGGCGUGACUAUCGCCUGUGAAAAUAGUCCAUCCAGCGUCACACUCUCCGGGGAUAAGGAUAUCUUAAACAACAUUCUCAAUCAGAUUCAUCAUGACGACAAGGAUGUUUUCUACAGGCGUCUUGCAGUAGAUGUUGCCUAUCACUCUCACCAUAUGCUGGAGUCGAAAGAGACAUACGAGACACUCAUAGCGCCACAUAUGCGUCAUAACGAUACCAUGGUGCCCCUCUAUUCGAGUGUAGUGUCGGCACCGAUCGUCGAGCCCCGGCAAUUAGAUACCGCGUACUGGUCCGAAAACUUGAUAUCUCCCGUUAUGUUUAGGACAGCAGUACAGGAGAUCCUCUCUGACAACGGACCGGCCAAACUGUUUUUGGAGAUUGGCCCCCAUUCUUCCUUAGGCGGUCCUUUAAGGCAAAUAAUAAAAACAAACUCCAGCCUGGAUAAAACAACAUUUUAUGUUCCUACGUUGCGCAGAGAAACUGGGCAGUGUGAGUGCCUGCUGGCCACGGCUGGUCAGUUGUACGCUCACGGUACUCCCCUUAGUCUUUCCACCAUCAUCCCUAGUGGUGUGACCCUCAGUGACUUGCCAAAUUAUUCAUGGAAGCAUGGAGAGAGGUAUUGGAAUGAGUCACGUCUGGCAAAUCAUUGGAGGUUACGUCAAGAGCCUCACCAUGAGCUGCUGGGAUCUAGGGUGCUUGAAUCUACCAGUGUUGAGCCGACAUGGCGAAAUAUUCUGCAGCUAGAUCAGGUUCCGUGGCUUACUGACCAUAGGAUAAGUAGAGACAUAGUCUUCCCCUGUGCGGGCUACGUUGCGAUAGUGGGAGAAGCGAUUCGGCAAAUAACAGGCUCUACAGAUUAUUCAGUGAGGAACAUGUUCAUGCGAACUGCCCUAACUCUAGAGUCUUCCAGUGCAACGGAGCUUAUUACGACCCUCAGGCCAACAAAGCUUGCCGAUAACAUUGACUCGGUAUGGUAUGACUUUACAAUCUCUGCUUACCAGAAGAACACGUGGAAAAAGCACUGCGUUGGUCAAGUGAGGCCCGGGUCUGAUAGGAAUAUUGAACCGAAGGCAGCCAAUCCAUAUCCCAGGUUGGUUAGACCCGAAAAAUGGUACAGUGCCCUAGAAAAGCGUGGGUUAGAGUACGGUCCCCAGUUUAGAGGGCUAGAGCAAAUUUCAGCUAGUCCCUCAAGCCAUCAAGCCGCUGCGACCUUGCGCGACGAUGAGACUUUAUAUGCAAGCCACUACUCACUGCAUCCGAUUAUCAUAGACGAAAGCCUGCAAUUGCUCAGUGUCGCGGCGACUCAUGGUAUUCCUCGCCGGAUGACCCGUUUGGCGAUCCCGAUGGCCAUUGGGGAGCUCUAUAUUAGCACUGGAAGAGGGAAAAUGUCACUUGAUGUCUCCUGUGGCACCUCGGGAGGUACCAUGUCUGGAAAUGCGAUGCUUGUCUCGGACGGCCGCGUGGUACUUUCCCUCCACAACGGUCUGUUUUUCAGCAUUCACGACCCUGACAUAAGUAAGCCAAAACUUCCCAUAGUCGCGACAAUCCAUUGGAGUCCUCACGUCGACUUUGUUCCUAUUGGGGAGCAAAUCCCUCCAAUGCCACCAACCAACUUAGACGGCCACCGUAGGAUCGUUCGGCUAGUGAGUCUCUUUGUUGUGGAAACUUACCAUCAAACGAGACUGUUAGAACCCACUCCGGAGCACUUGAAAAAGUGGCAUUCUUGGGUAGUAUCUCGCUAUGAAUACUUGCGUGAUAAUGUGCCCAUGCUUAUGCCAGAGCAGAGAGAUCUCUGUACCUUGAGUCCAACAGAGCGUGAUGCAGCCUUUGCGAAGUUAGAAUGCCUACCGGCAGAUGAUAUGGCUUUCCCGUUUUACCGCAUCUGCAAGAGGAUCCUUGGUUCCAUCCAUAAACUCCUUGAGGGCCAGCUUGAACCCAUUGAUCUUCUUAUCGAGGACGGUGCACUGAGGACCUUCUACGAGCGGUCAGCCCUAUUUUCUAGCUGGUAUGAGUUUGCAUUCCUGGUUGGACAUUCGAAUCCCCAACUUCGGGUGCUAGAGGUGGGUGGCGGUACUGGUGGAGACACUCUGAUUGCCCUCAAGGGUCUCACAUUGGAAAACGGCAAUAGACUAUACUCCACUUACACAUUUACCGAUAUAUCACCAGGAUUUCUUCUAGAAGCAAAGGAAAGAUUCAAGACCUAUCCUGCCAUAGAAUACACUACUCUCGAUAUUAGUCGUGACCCACUUGAGCAAGGGUUUGAAUCAGAAAGCUUUGAUCUAAUUAUCGCAUCCAAUGUUGUCCAUGCUACUCCGAGGAUCUCCGACACGCUACGCAAUAUACGUAGGCUGCUGGCCCCAGGUGGCCGUCUGCUAUUGAUUGAACUGUGCUGCGACAUCCCAAUAAUUGACUAUCUCAUGGGCGUGUUACCAGGUUGGUGGCUCGGAGAGGGCGAAGGCCGAAAUGAGCGGCCUUAUAUUCCUGUUGACAAGUGGCACGAUGAGCUUGUGGAUGCCGGAUUCACUGGUGUGGAGACCUUUAGGUAUGAUGGUGAACCGCCCUAUCAACACAAUGCCCACAUUUUGUCAAGAGUCCCAUCCGCCAAGUCUCCCCACCGGGGAGAUGUUUGGCUUCUCUAUCACACCGUGAUUAAAGACUGGGCACGGGAUCUCGCAACGGAGCUUUCAAUGGCGGGGUACUCAGUUAACUGGUGCACGAUCAAGAAAGCGCCUUUGCCUGGAGCGAACAUAAUCUCAUUGAUUGACCUUGAAGGCCCUUUUUUCCAUGAGCUCACGCCGGUGGACUUUGAGAGCUUCCAACUCUAUGCCUCUAGUCUGGCCGAGAGUCAUCUGCUGUGGGUCACGCGGUCUGUUCAAAUAGAGUGCGAUGACCCUAGGUACGCGCUAGUGUUAGGAGUAGCUCGAACUAUUCGACACGAGAUCGCACCUAAUUUUGCCACCUUAGAGAUCGACGAAAUCAAUAGGCUGGCCAUACAGCCCAUCAUUCAAGUGCUAGAAUGGCUUCUUUCCCAGCAGAAGGAGUCCGGUGCCGCACGAGAGUACGAAUUUGCUCUUAAAGAGGGAAAGAUAUAUGUUCCCCGGUUUCACUGGAGCUCAUUUGAGGCACAAGUUGAGGCAUCUGAAAGCGAAGUGCCAAAAAUCCUGGAUAUCGAGGCGUUCUCAAUGCUCGAUUCACUCAGAUGGACUUGUGCAGAGCUAGCGUCGGAUGAACUGGAUACAGAGGAUAUUGAAGUUGAUAUAAAAUAUACUGGUCUCAACUUUAGAGACCUCAUGAUUUUAAUGGGAUUCAUGGGAGAUAUGAGCCAACUCGGCUUGGAAGCAAGUGGGAUUGUCCAUCGAGUUGGUUCUGCUGCCUGCCAGUUUUCAGUCGGUGAUAGGGUCAUGGUCUGCCAGCCCGGGUUGAUGUGCACUCGGAAAGUCGUGCGAGCAAACCGAUGUCUUCCAAUUCCAGAAAACAUUUCCCUCGAAGAUGCUGCAGCAAUAAUCUGUAUUUAUGCUACUGUAGUAUAUUCCCUUAUAUACGUGGGCGACCUGAAGCUGGGUCAAUCGGUUUUGAUACAUUCUGCGUGUGGUGGGGUAGGGCUGGCUGCGAUACAGAUAUGCCGACUAAUCGGAGCCGAGAUUUACGCGACGGUUGGAAGCAAAGAUAAAGCCCAACAUCUCAUACAAAAUUUCAAAAUCCCAGCUGACCACAUAUUUGACUCCCGAAGUUCGUCCUUCCUUGAGGGAGUUCUGAACAAAACCGAUAAUAGGGGUGUCGAUAUAGUCCUCAAUUCUCUCUCGGGAGAGCUAUUGCAUGCAUCUUGGAAAUGCGUUGCGAAGUUUGGAAAAAUGUUGGAGUUGGGGAAGAGAGACUUUCUGGGUCACGGUCAUUUGGAGAUGGACUUGUUUGCCGAUAAUCGAUCCUUCGUCGGGGUAGACCUUCUCCAGAUUCUUGAUGAUAGGCCGGAGAUUCUCCACGAAAUGUUUUCACUACUCAUGGGUUACUUCCAGGACGGUAAGGCCGGGCCUAUUAAUCCGGUGACUGUAUUUGAUGCUGUCAACGUGGAAAAGGCCUUCCGGUUCAUGCAAAGCGGUCAACACAUGGGGAAAAUCGUCGUCAAAAUGCCAGACUCGCCAUCAGCUCUACCCGUUGCUCGCGUACAUGAAAUGGCGGCAUACUUCCCCGCGGACGCAUCCUACCUCCUGGUGGGUGGCCUUGGAGGCCUGGGCCGUGCCGUCGCGACAUGGAUGGUUGAAAAGGGAGCUCGGCAUCUUGUUUUCCUCUCACGCUCUGGUACAAAUUCCUCUGAGAACCUGUCGUUCAUCAAGACCUUAGAAUGUCAAGGCUGCGACAUCGUCGCUGUUGCAGGGAAUGUAGCCGAUAUUGAUGAUGUCCGUCGCGCUGUUUCCGCAGCGAAAACGCCAAUUUCAGGUGUCAUCCACCUGUCAAUGGUCUUAAAGGAUCAAAAUCUACACAAUAUGGCGCAUGAAGAAUGGGUUACAGCCUUGUUCCCCAAGGUCAAAGGAACAUGGAACCUUCACCAUGUUCUGAAAGAUCACUCACUAGGUUUCUUCAUCCUUAUUAGUUCCAUGGUAGGUUUGCUGGGUUGGCCUGGUCAAGCUAACUACGGCGCCGCAAAUGCGUUUUUGGAUGCGUUUGUUAAAUAUCGCCAAUCCUUGAGUUUACCGGCCCAUGCCAUUGACCUCGGCCUUAUGGGGGAUAUUGGUUAUGUGGCAGAGGCUUCAUAUACAUCGGUAUUUGAGGUAGCUCGCUCCAAUUCUUUACGGGUGUUAGAUGAAGGGCAAUUCCUUCGAGCAGUAGAAAUUGCAGUAUUAUCGCAACACUUCCAUUGUCCAAACCAGUUUGCGCUUGGGCUCGGGACUACAACGUCUUUAUCUUCCGCGGCAAUCACUGCGCAAUGGACAAAGGAAGCACGCUUCAGUGUAUGGAACAACAUAAUCUCUACCAUGGAACGGCCAGCAGAGGGCACGAAGGCGGAUGAGCUUAGGGAGCAUAUGGAAGCUAUCAGGAACAAUCCUGCAUUGCUAGAUCAACCGGAGACCGAAGAAAAGCUUGUUGUGGAGCUCGGCAAGUUGAUUGCCUCCUACACAUCGCGACCGGAAGAUAUGACGCAGGAUGAAUUGUCCAACAUCGAGAUCGAUUCUUUGAUGACAUUCGAGAUUCGCACUUGGUUCCGCCGCCACGCCAGUAUCGAGAUUACACUCGUAGAGGUUUCUAACAGCGGGACUGUCGGUGGGCUGAGUAAGAUCGCCGUCCAGAAGCUGCGUGAGAAGCACAUGCACCAGGAACAGCAAGAAGAAGAUAGCUCGGAAGCGCUCGACGAAGAUCCAACAUAUCUUGAUGACUUAAAUCUUGGCAAGGCAAUGCGGCCGAUUUCUAGCUCCAUACCAGAUUGGGUCUCUGAGACUGAGGGACAUGUCUUCUUUACGGGCGCAACUGGAUUCCUCGGCGCCUUCUUGCUGUCGGAACUUAUCGCUCUACCACAGGUCAAGGACAUUGCGUGCUUAAUUCGGGCAAAUACGUCUGACAUGGGCAUAACCCGGAUCAAGCGAACCUUAUCGAAAUAUGGGCUUCCCAUUGAUCUUAGAUCCAAGGUUAUUGCGAUCCCUGGUGAUGUGACCAAGAAGAACCUUGGUUUACGACAAGAAACCUUCAAUCACCUGGCGCAGUGGUCGAGCGUGGUAUUUCAUUUUGUUGGCUAUGUCAAUUAUACCCUGCCAUAUGCCGUCCACAGGGACACCAAUGUUCUUGGGUUACUCGAACUGCUUCGCUUUGCCAACACGGGGCGACUGAAGCCGGUACAUUACUGUUCCAGUAUCUCCGCUUGCGGCAUCACCAAAGGCCUCGUUGGUCCCGUCCCAGAGGAUAUAAGACCUCUUCCGGAGUCUCAGAAUUUCUCACAGAGUAUUGGCUAUACGCAGAGCAAGUUCGUCGCUGAAAGUAUUGUCUGGGAUGCGAUUGAGAACGGAUUCCCUAUCGCCAUUUACAGGCCAUCAGUUGUAACUGGCGACAGCCGCACAGGUAUGUGUAAGAGGGAAGACAUGAUUAAUCGGCUCAUGACAAAUUCCAUUCGGCUCGGUUGUUAUCCGCGUCCACCACACCACCGGUUCCAUUUUGUCCCGGUAGACUUUGCUUGUUUAGCGAUAUCUCGAAUCUCGUUAAGUAGCACUAGCCUCGGUCAUGCUUUCAACAUCACUCAACCGGAUCAGGAGAAUACGGUGACAUUUGGGGAGGUCUUCGAUAUGCUAAGCAGUUAUUGUGCUUCUCCUCUUAAGUCUAUCUCUACUGCGGAGUGGAUUCAACAGUACACCAAGAAAGGAGAUUCACAAAUCAGAGUGUCUGCGCCAGUUUUGGCAGAGAGACUCUCUGGGCACAAAAUCUGGUGGGAUGAUUGGGACUACAUGGCCGCUUAUGGUACGGAGAACCUCCGUCGAGCGAUGGCCGAUAAUCCAGACAUUACUCAACUCCGGCCCAUACCUGAGCUACUCAAGGCUUACUACAACAACUGGUCGAGGGACGAUUAA
Messenger RNA from Aspergillus alliaceus, 8694 nucleotides. RefSeq lists its product as uncharacterized. Gene Ontology annotation, biological process: secondary metabolite biosynthetic process; fatty acid biosynthetic process. The coding region runs from base 1 to 8694 and encodes 2897 amino acids. Lineage: Eukaryota; Fungi; Ascomycota; Eurotiomycetes; Eurotiales; Aspergillaceae. The transcript has 7 exons. The record is from RefSeq and is a predicted model, not a curated record. Gene Ontology annotation, molecular function: fatty acid synthase activity; oxidoreductase activity.